AUGGUCAAAUAUGAGCAAUUUGGAACCAGCAGAUAUCCAUCAUUUGGCAUGAAUCACAAUGUGACAAUGGAAUUUCCAAUUCCUAAUUCUAAGUCAAACAAUAAACAAACAUAUAUCCCAGACGUCGAGGAUGUUGAAGGUGAGGCUGAGCGGAAUCCCCAGUUGAGCCCGUUCCAAUCCAUAGAGGUCAGCUCAAUCCUUUAUACUCAGAUCUAUUAUGGAUCUCUUCACUGCACCUUGCAAAUAACUCAUCCAACGUGGCACCUCUACGUACGUGCCAUCUUUUGGCAAUCACUGAUUGUCAAACUUCACUGGUGCAUUUUGGGUAACUCUGCUCUCUUGGACCCGAGACUCAAGAAAUUCGGGUUUGAGGGCUAG
Messenger RNA from Melampsora larici-populina 98AG31, 378 nucleotides. RefSeq lists its product as uncharacterized. The transcript has 3 exons. The record is from RefSeq and is a predicted model, not a curated record. NCBI's taxonomy places the organism in Eukaryota, Fungi, Basidiomycota, Pucciniomycetes, Pucciniales, Melampsoraceae. Bases 1 to 378 code for a protein of 125 amino acids.